This is a messenger RNA of Coffea arabica (coffee), 1040 nucleotides long. RefSeq names its product ubiquitin-conjugating enzyme E2-23 kDa-like. The record is from RefSeq and is a predicted model, not a curated record. Lineage: Eukaryota; Viridiplantae; Streptophyta; Magnoliopsida; Gentianales; Rubiaceae.
AUCUUAUCAGGUGUAGGAAGGAUUUAUUCUAUUUUUUGGGAAAUAAAAUCUAAUACGACUGUUGAGUAGUAUUAUUUAAAGGUUUGCGUGGCAACGUAAUAAUGGCAAGAAGAAGAGGAAGAAAGGUGUCACUACCUCAAAGGAUUACAGCAUACAAGAGGAAAGGAAUCUUGAAAAUGGAAGGCUCAUUAUGCUUUGAUCAAAAUUAAAAUUUCUAUUCCAAAAUUUAAUCUUUCUAAUUAAAGUAUAUCACAGGGAAGAAAAUCAUCAAAAAGAGAUUAAAAGCCGUGCCAAGAAUCAAGACGAAAAUCAUGUCUUCCCCAAGCAAACGCAGGGAGAUGGACUUGAUGAAACUGAUGAUGAGUGAUUACAAGGUGGAUAUCAUCAAUGAUGGCAUGCAAGAAUUCUAUGUCCAUUUCCAUGGACCUAAUGACAGUCCUUAUCAUGGUGGGGCGUGGAAAAUCAGAGUGGAGCUUCCAGAUUCUUACCCUUACAAAUCUCCAUCCAUAGGAUUUAUUAAUAAGAUCUACCACCCAAAUGUUGAUGAGAUGUCUGGCUCAGUUUGUUUAGAUGUAAUUAAUCAGACAUGGAGCCCGAUGUUUGAUCUGGUAAAUGUAUUCGAAGUAUUUCUCCCACAGCUUCUUCUAUAUCCGAACCCAUCAGACCCUUUGAAUGGGGAGGCAGCUGCUUUGAUGAUGCGUGAUCAAACUGCUUACGAACAAAGAGUUAAAGAAUAUUGUCAGAAAUAUGCCAAGCCAGAAGAUGUGGGAGCAGUUCCCGAGGAGAAAUCAAGUGAUGAGGAGCUAAGCGAAGAUGAAUACGACUCUAGUGAUGACGCGGUGGCAGGCCCAGUGGAUCCUUAGCCCCUCCUAGUCCUAGUGGUUACUUGUACCUCUACAUGAUUCUCUGGUUCCUGCAUAAUUGAACCUGAACCUAUUCAUUGGGAAGGGAUGCAAAAGAAGAAAUCCCAGCCCUUAACAUUAAUUCUCUCGUGUAAAUAUAUCCGGUGCUAAUACAUUGCUUUUCUAUUUCUGUUUAUA